CCCAAAUACGUCUCUCUCUCUCUCUCUCUCAUCUCUCUCAUAAACAUGAUGAAGAAAAGCAAGCUGAUCACCAAGGCAUGGAAGCAAAUGUCAAGCAGAGUUGCCAAACACCGCGAAGCCACGUCGGGAAAGCCUAAGGAUCAAUAUCGUAUACCACAUGACGUACCAAAAGGACACCUGGUGGUGUACGUAGGUAAAGAAGAGGACAGUUACAAGAGGUUCGUUAUAAAGAUCACGUUACUUCACGAUCCCAUCUUCAGGGCUUUGCUUGAUCAAUCAAAAGACGAAGCUUACGACGAUUUCACUUCCGGAGAUUCCAAGCUUUGUAUUCCUUGUGACGAAACUUUCUUUCUUGAGGUUAUCCGUUGCGCUUCUCCUCGUUAUUCUUGAUGAGUCUUUGAUUCAAUAAGAGGGUUCUACGUACUUUAACGUUUAGGGUUUUUUGAUAACAUUAAUGUGAGAGGAUCCAUUUGAGGUGUUUGUAGAAUUAAUGAAGGAUGUUGUGAAA
This is a messenger RNA of Capsella rubella, 508 nucleotides long. Its product is annotated as indole-3-acetic acid-induced protein ARG7. The record is from RefSeq and is a predicted model, not a curated record. The transcript has a single exon. The coding region runs from base 46 to 390 and encodes 114 amino acids. Lineage: Eukaryota; Viridiplantae; Streptophyta; Magnoliopsida; Brassicales; Brassicaceae. Gene Ontology annotation, biological process: response to auxin.